AUGGUCGCCAUCCGCUUCCUGAAGUGGACGCUCACCUACGAGCACAUAUCAGGCGUAUGCCGAAAGAAGGAAAUCUUAUAUUUGUACGCGAUCAUCGGGCCUUUGACCUCCUGCAGGCUCGAAUCAGAUGAUAGAAGGUGUGACAAACAGCUGGAUGUGCGCAGGCGUGUUGUCUUCUCGACGCCCGCACAGCAGACGUCCGAUGUACACGGAGGCUGGGCGCUGAAGCAAGUGGCUGGCUUCGGAGUGCUCGAAGUGGGCUUCAACUGUCGGGGCUCCCGCGGCCGCAACAUCUGGCUGGCACUGGUGGCAGGGCCGGACGGCGUCUUCUUCGGUGCGCAUCAGAACGGAUGGGACUACGUGCGAGCGACAAGCGUGUCUGUUGACUGGCACGACAUUCCCUUGACCUCGGGUCUCGAAUAUGGAGCCACGCCGUAG
Molecule: messenger RNA, 438 nt
Organism: Symbiodinium sp. CCMP2592
Lineage: Eukaryota; Dinophyceae; Suessiales; Symbiodiniaceae
Source: the annotation of a GenBank genome assembly